This is a messenger RNA of Alligator mississippiensis (American alligator), 5429 nucleotides long. RefSeq names its product PDZ and LIM domain 5 (gene PDLIM5). NCBI's taxonomy places the organism in Eukaryota, Metazoa, Chordata, Crocodylia, Alligatoridae. Gene Ontology annotation, biological process: heart development; muscle structure development; actin cytoskeleton organization. The transcript has 14 exons. The record is from RefSeq and is a predicted model, not a curated record. Gene Ontology annotation, cellular component: adherens junction; stress fiber; filamentous actin. Gene Ontology annotation, molecular function: muscle alpha-actinin binding; actin binding. Bases 151 to 1974 code for a protein of 607 amino acids.
CCGCCGCGGCCCGCCCGGCGGGGGAGGAGCGCGAGGAGCGGGGAGGAAGUGCGCGCGGGAGCCGGCACACACCCGCCGCCGCCUCGCACCCGGCUCCGCGCCUCCCCGAGACGUUGAUCAAGGUCCAGUUCAAGAUAAUCAUCAACCAUCAUGAGUAACUACACCGUGUCUUUGGUUGGCCCAGCUCCCUGGGGUUUCAGGCUUCAAGGUGGCAAAGACUUCAAUAUGCCUCUGACUAUCUCUAGGUUAAGUGAUGGUGGCAAGGCAGCUCGAGCAAACGUGGGAAUAGGUGAUGUGGUUCUCACCAUUGAUGGCAUAAGUGCAGAUGGGAUGACUCAUCUGGAAGCACAAAACAAGAUUAAGGCCUGCACAGGAAAUUUGACUAUGACUCUGCAAAGAGUGGCUUCUACAACAAAACCUGAACCUGUUCCUGUGCAAAAGGGAGAACUUAAAGAAGUAGUUAAACCUGUGCCCAUUGCAUCUGCUGUUGCACCCAAAGUAACUUCCACAGUGAAUGUUGCCUACAAUAAGACACCGAGGCCAUUCAGAGCUAUCACAUCCUCAAAAGUCACAUCCAUUCCAUCACCGUUGUCUGCCUUCACCCCAGCCCAUGUGACUGUUCCAUCAUCACAUGCUUCCCCUCCUCCACUCGCCACUGUCACCCCUCCCCCAUUUGCUGCAUCUGGACUGCAUGCUAAUGCAAAAUCUAGUACUGAUCAGCGUUCACCUGCACUGAGCGCUGUUAAAACUGCAGUUAAUAUCCCACGGCAGCCCACCACAUACAAUACAGCCCUGAAUGUGCUUUCCACCGGGAAUGUCCAGGAUGUGACAGAAGGGCAAAGAAGAGGAUUCAAAGAGAACCAGGGUGACAGUAAACAGCAAAAUGGGAAAAACCCACCUAAACGUCCACCAAGAAAACACAUUGUGGAUACCUACACGGAGUUUUAUCACAUGCCCACUCACAGAGAUGCCAGCAAGAAACGACUGAUUGAAGAUACUGAGGACUGGCACCCUAGAACAGGGACUACUCAAUCUCGUUCUUUUCGUAUCCUGGCCCAAAUCACUGGCACUGAUCAUAUGAAAGAACCAGAACCUGACUCUACAAAGAAGACAAAUGAUUCCCUGGAGGCCACACAGCCUGUUGCUUAUGCUGCCUCAGUAAAGAACAUGCCUAUGAGUCCAGACAGUCCUGACACCAAAUCAUCUGCAGCCAACAUCACAUCUGCUACAGCCGUUAAACCAACCGAACUUCAGAGUGCUGUCAAAUACUCAGGCUGGCAACCUUCAAACCAAGCAGCACAAGGAUGGACAUCAAACAGUAUUGCACCAUCUGGAGCAGCUGCAGCAAGUACCAAGUCUUUAAUGCAACCUCAGCUAACAGAGCAGGACACUUUAAUUCAAAGAGCAGAGCAUAUUCCAGCAGGAAAGCGUACCCCAAUGUGUGCCCAGUGUGAUCAAGUCAUUAGAGGACCUUUUUUGGUGGCUUUGGGAAAAUCAUGGCAUCCAGAGGAGUUUAAUUGUGCCCACUGCAAAACCUCCAUGGCUUAUAUUGGGUUUGUGGAAGAGAAAGGGGCCCUCUACUGUGAGGUCUGUUAUGAAAAGUUCUUUGCUCCUGAGUGUUCUCGAUGCCAGAGGAAGAUACUUGGAGAAGUCAUCAAUGCUUUGAAACAAACUUGGCAUGUUUCCUGUUUUGUGUGUGUGGCCUGUCAUAAUCCCAUCCGCAAUAAUGUCUUUCAUUUGGAAGAUGGGGAUCCAUACUGUGAAACAGAUUACUAUUCCCUCUUUGGUACCAUGUGCCAUGGCUGUGAAUUUCCCAUUGAAGCUGGUGACAAAUUUCUUGAAGCCCUGGGCCACACCUGGCAUGACACCUGUUUUGUGUGCUCGGUGUGUUGUGACAGCCUGGAGGGUCAGACUUUCUUCUCCAAGAAGGAUAAGCCACUAUGCAAGAAACAUGCUCACUCUGUGAACUUCUGAUUCUUAGGCCACAUCUUAAACUUAAGGAGUUGAGAGGAAGAUUGGAAUUCAUUGGCUGUCCAUUUUCCAUGAAUUGUUUGUUACCUAUAUACAUCUUUUUAGAAAUAGAAGCGAGAUGUGAGAGUGUUUCUCAAAGAACAGUUUUCUUUCAGUAAAAAGAGGGCGGGUAGCCUAAAUGCUAAGAGUUAAUUGCUAGGAUGAUUGUAUUUUCACACCCAGCAUGUUCCUGUAUUGGUCUCAUUAUUUAUAUGGGUAAAUUUAUAUUUGUUUAAAUAUCAGUAAUGAAGCAGUUACAAAUUCAGACCUGCUAUCAUAAAACCUGGUUUUGCUGCUAUUCAGAAAGAAAGGGGUUAUUGGCUUAGAUAUCCAAAUCAUAUUAGAGGUAUGAAUGUUUUUCUGAAAACAUAUCUAAAGAUGUUAAAACUAAAAUCCAGUAUUAGCACUGAAAAAAGAAUCUUAAAGGUAAGGAUUAAGAUAUCUGGAACAUGUUUUAAUGCAUGAAAUCUUCACUUUGGAUAACACUCUCACAUGGUCCAUGCUUGUCGUCCACUCUCACAGGACUGUAUGAAGCCCCUGGUAAUCAAAUUUUUAAUAGACCCACAAAGAACAGUGUGAGAUUUACAUGUGACCUCCAAAUUAUGGGAUAGCUAUUCAAAUGGAAAGUAAUGAUUUAAGAAGUGCCCCUCAAGCCUCGGAGAUGACACAUGGAACACUGUUCUUUCAGAUGUGGCAUAUUACCAAAAUGCUAGCCAAAAAUGUCAGAGUAUGAAAUUGCAUCAGACAGGAACUGUCUAAUCAGAUCUUAAACUUAAUAUUUUCUGUACUUUUAUGCUCACAGUUCAGCAGUUAGAAGUGCUUGGGGGAGGAAGAAAGGGAAAGAAACUAUGUUAAGUCUGUAUGUAACAACGUUUUGUAUCCAGAAGAUGAGGCUUCUUCCUUCUGUUAUGAGGGAAAGUUCUGAAGUGCAACUCAGGACUUUUUCUCCCAACACGGCCUCUGUGAUGUAGCUCAUGAAUAUAUAUAUAUUUAUAUAUGAAGUUUGUUUGUUUAGUGCAAGCUAUUUUCUUGCUUACGUGCUAGGAUUUGUUUAGCUCAUUCUCUCUUUCAGUCUUCCUCUAGUCAUAAAGAAUGGAUUGUUGGGUAAUAUAAUAUUGAGUUAGGCAGUUCAGUGUCUCUCAGUUCUUGAAAAGGAACAGAGAUAAUGCUGUCAUUAUGCACGUAUUGCAAACCAACAGACUUUGCCAACAUCUUCUCUGGAUUAAUGUGAAAAUCACCCCUGUGCAGAGCCAGAACAAAGCCUAGACACCAGUGAAGUAGUAUUGUAGAUGUAUAAGAAAGGUACUGACUCUCUCCAGAGAGUGAAUUUCACUCCAGAAGAGUUGGAGAACAGAGAAGGGGUCCUCUCUGUCCCAAAUGAGAAUCCUGCUUGAAGCCAGGUUUAUAUACUGCCUGAUUAAAUAGGGAAGUUAGAUAGAUAGUCUUUGUUGCCUUUCUGUUAAGUACACAUUUACAUUUUAGAAUUGGUACUAAGGAAAAGUUUAUUAGUAAUGGUAUGAGGAAAAUAAAAUGAAAAGAAUUGACAUGUACUCUUGUUUGCCAUGGUUCAGUAAAGAAAAUAUUUGUGUAGAAUAUAUACAAAGACAAACCUAUUGUAUUGAACUCUAAAAGGAUCCGUAGUAUUCAGAAGAAUUCACUGAGACAGGGCUGUGCAAUAGGUAGUAUUUAAUUUGUAUUCUGUGAGGGUAUUUUUUUCUCAACACUUCUACACUUUAACUUCCAGUGAUAUGGGAGAAAUAUUGUAAAGCAACUUAAAAUGUUUACAGUCUUCUAGACGUGGUUGAUGUGGAUAGGCCAAAAAAACCUCCAAUAAACAAAAUGGAACAAUCAAGAGAUGAGUAGGUUUUUAAACAGGAAGGCAGGCCAGGUAAUGUAUAGGAAUCAAGAAUAAUUUUGAGCAGGAAGACUGAGAUUGCCUUUGAAACAACUAGGAUGUUCAAAGCUGGGGCUCAAAUAAAUACUUCCAACAGAAAUUCAUAGCACAUAUUUGGGAAGGAGAUUAGAAUGGCUAGGCUGGAAGUGCACUGCACUUUCUGCAAUUAAAAAAAUAUAUGAAAAGUGGAGGGAUGCAAUAGGUUUCAAGAGGUAACACAUUUUUUCUGCUUGGAGUUGUACUAAAAUUAUUUCACUUGAAACAUUUAUUGGAAUCAUCUUUCUUAAUCCUUGUGAACCAGGAUUUAGAAUUAUCCCAGUUGCUAAGAACAUAGCCUGGAGAGGCUUAAUAGCAUUUCUUUAACCAGCUGGUUCACUUUUUAAUUUGUGCUCUAUUUCUGGACUUGUUUUCUUUUCUUUUUAAUAACUUAAAAUCACUGAUAUCUAUUUUAAUAUUAAAGGGAGGUAAUACAUUUUAUAAUUACAGCACAAACCCAAAGGAUCAGUAUGUCAAUAUAUAAAUGUUUUUAAGAGGUGAGAUUCUAGUAGGGCACUUUAUUAUAAUGCUGUGUAUCUCACUGAAUAUUUAUUAUUGUGGGUAGGAGUAUUUCAUAUUAAUAUCUUUGAUUUUAUUUUUAAGGAAGCAUUGCUUAUUUUCCUCCAAAAUCAUUAGGGGUGUGUGUGUGUGUGUGUGUGUGUGUGUGUGUGUACACAUACAUACACACACAAUUUUUUUUCUGAUGACAGACUUGAUGUAGCGGAUCAGCACUGCUCAACUAGCUGUGCUGAAAGCUAGGGUUUUCACAAUUUUCACAACUAUUUUUCACCAGAAUUGGCUUCAUUGAGGGUCCAGCCUUUGAACAAACGUUAGAAUUUAGGGGCUUAAACCUGCCUUCCAGUAAAUAUCAGGUGUGCCUGUAGAUGUGCCAGUUUUUUGGAAAAUCAACCACUGCAUGCAUAUACAGUCACUGAUUUCUCAAACUAGGCUGGUUGGAGGACAGGACUAAACUCUGUGUCUGAGGUAAAAGGGAUUUAAAGAUGUAUAACUGAACCAAGAUGGCAGAUUUUGCAUGUUCUAACUAAUUUAUGAUAUAGAAUUAGUAGUAAAUAACAAUUACAUUUUAAUUUAACACUGCUGCAAAUAUAAAGGCAAAAGAUGGUUAGUGGUACAGUAUGCGCUUAUAUAUUGAGCAGUCAUUAUUGGCUGCAUUUGCUGAGCUGCUAGCAUUUUCUGAUAAUAGAAAUGGCUUGGUUAAGAGCAGUAAAGGGAAAAUAUUUCAAUUCACAGAUUAUAGUUUUUUUUCAUCUUGCUUUACUUCAAUCAACAGCUAAAGAAUUUUUCUGAUUUGUUCACUUGUAUUUGUUAUUCUUUGGCUUCUAAUUUUGUUUGUUCACCUUUGCAAAGUUCAUAAAACAAAUCUUUGUUCAAGGUCUUAGUUUUGUUUUUGAAAAAAUGUCUAUAAAAAGCACAAACAACGAAGCAAUAUCCUGAUGUAUGCAUAUUAAUAAAUAGCUCUGGAAUUGUA